Scheffersomyces amazonensis is the source of this 1655-nucleotide messenger RNA. It is a transcript of the gene THR4, whose product is annotated as threonine synthase. NCBI's taxonomy places the organism in Eukaryota, Fungi, Ascomycota, Pichiomycetes, Serinales, Debaryomycetaceae. Gene Ontology annotation, molecular function: pyridoxal phosphate binding; threonine synthase activity. Gene Ontology annotation, biological process: L-threonine biosynthetic process. The transcript has a single exon. The record is from RefSeq and is a predicted model, not a curated record. The coding region runs from base 102 to 1613 and encodes 503 amino acids.
AUUUUUUUCAGCAAAUACUGAAGCAACGAGUCAAUUUGGUAUUAUAUCAUCUAAGCUAAAACGUCAAAUAAUUGAAGUCUACUUUUCUAGAUUCAGUCAAAAUGUCACAAGUAUACAGAUCAUCACGUUCAGAUGACCCUCAACAAAAAUUAUCCUUUGAGGAUGUUGUUAUGACUGGGUUAGCUAAGGAUGGUGGUCUAUUUUUACCAUCAGAGAUCCCAACUUUACCAAGUAACUUUUUAACUGAAUGGGCUGACUUAUCAUUUAAUGAGUUAGCAUUUAAUAUUUUAAGAUUGUAUAUCAAUGAAUCUGAAAUACCUAGUGCUGACUUGAAGGAUUUAAUUGCAAGAUCUUAUUCUACUUUCAGAUCUGAUGAAGUUACACCUAUCAAACAUAUUGAUACUAAUUUAUAUUUACUUGAAUUAUUCCAUGGUCCUACUUAUGCAUUCAAGGAUGUUGCCUUACAAUUUGUUGGUAACUUAUUUGAAUAUUUCUUAACUAAAAGUAAUGCAAAGAAAGCUGUAGGUGAACCUAAAGAUUUUAUUACUGUUGUAGGUGCUACAUCUGGAGAUACUGGUUCUGCUGCCAUUUAUGGUUUAAGAGGUAAGAAAGAUGUUAAUGUAUUUAUUUUAUACCCAACUGGUAGAAUCAGUCCUAUCCAAGAAGAACAAAUGACAACCGUUGAAGAUGCUAAUGUUCAUACUUUUUCAGUUAAUGGUACUUUUGAUGAUUGUCAAGAUAUAGUUAAACAAAUCUUUGGUGAUGUUAAAUUCAAUGAAAAGUAUCAUGUUGGUGCUGUUAACUCCAUAAAUUGGGCUAGAAUAUUAGCUCAACAAACUUAUUAUUUCUAUUCUUAUUUCCAAUUACAGAAAGCUCAACCAAAUUCUAAAGUUAGAUUUGUUGUUCCAUCUGGUAAUUUUGGUGAUAUCUUAGCUGGAUAUUAUGCUUAUAAGAUGGGUUUACCAGUAGAUAAGUUAAUCAUUGCUACUAAUGAAAAUGAUAUAUUGGAUAGAUUCCUCAAGACUGGUAGAUAUGAAAAGAAAGGUGAUAGCUCUGUUAAAGCUACUUAUUCACCAGCCAUGGAUAUUUUAAUAUCUUCAAAUUUUGAAAGAUUAUUAUGGUAUUUAAUAAGAGAUUCAGUGGCAGAAAAAGAUGAUGCUAAAGCUGGAGCUACCUUAAAUAGUUGGAUGAAACAAUUAAAGGAAACUGGAUCAGUUACUGCCGAUAAAGAAGUUGUAGCAGGUGCCAAAUCAAUCUUUGAUUCUGAAAGUGUUAGCGAUGAACAAACCAUUGAAACAAUUAAAAAAGUUUACGAAAGUCAUCCUGAAAAAUAUAUUAUUGAUCCUCAUACUUCAGUUGGUGUUACUACAUCAUAUAGAUUCAUCGCUAAAGAUUCUACUCCAGUAUAUAUAUCAUUAUCUACAGCUCAUCCUGCUAAAUUUUCUGAAGUUGUCAAUAGAGCUUUAGAUACUAUUCCAGGAUAUUCUUUUGAAAAGGAUGUCUUACCUCAAGAGUUAAAGGCUUUAAGUACCAAACAAAAGAGAAUCUUAUUAAUUGAUGAAGCAUCAAUUGAAAAGGUUCAACAAAAAAUCAUUGAAAUCUUAAACUUUUAAUUCUAAUUCUAUAAAAUAUCUAUCUAUAUAGAUUGACUUAUG